Scaptodrosophila lebanonensis is the source of this 828-nucleotide messenger RNA. RefSeq lists its product as uncharacterized. The transcript is spliced from 3 exons. Lineage: Eukaryota; Metazoa; Arthropoda; Insecta; Diptera; Drosophilidae. The record is from RefSeq and is a predicted model, not a curated record. The coding region runs from base 1 to 696 and encodes 231 amino acids.
AUGAAGUGCUGGUUCGGUAUUACUUUGCUGAUUGUAUGGAUGUAUUGUCUCGGAGAGAUCGAUGCCCAUGGCAUACUCCUGUAUCCAGUCGGUCGCUCGAGCCGUUGGCGAUACGAUGGCUCUGCACCCGCCAACUACGAUGACAAUGGACUGUAUUGCGGUGGUUUUUGGAAACAAACUGAGAAUGGCGGCCGUUGCGGUCUUUGUGGAGACGACUUUAGUUUGGCACAGCCCCGACCCAACGAGCUGGGCGGAAAAUACGGCCAGGGUGUUAUAGUCAAGAGCUACAUAAGCUCCAGUUCUGCGGACGUCAUUGUGCGCAUCACAGCCAACCAUUUGGGCUUCUUCAGCUUCCAUUUGUGCAACUUGGAUGUCUAUGGGCGCGAAUCGGAGCAAUGCUUCGACCAGAAUCGUCUCAAAUUUUCCGAUGGCAGCGAUCAAUAUUAUUUGGGCACCACACUAGGAGAGAUCAAUUUGCAGCUACGACUGCCCGCCGGCUUGGUCUGCCAACAUUGCGUCUUACGCUGGACCUACACAACUGGCAACAAUUGGGGCGUGUGUGCGGAUGGAACUGGCGCUCUGGGCUGUGGCGAUCAGGAGAACUUUAAAAACUGCGCCGAUAUUAGCAUUUUGAGUUCGGUUCGUGGUCUCUUGGAGGUUGAGGUGCCAGCGGAGGUGAAGGGAGAAGCUGCCUAAAUAGGAUCAUUUGGAAAUAGUUCCUACUAAUCAGUAUUAGUCCUAUGAAUUCCUAUGCAUGCAUUCCUAUGAAUGCAUUUAUUUACAACCGUUUUAAGCAAAAAUCUCAAAAAUAUAAUAAAAUGAACAUUG